Seriola aureovittata is the source of this 2572-nucleotide messenger RNA. It is a transcript of the gene smurf1, whose product is annotated as SMAD specific E3 ubiquitin protein ligase 1. The coding region runs from base 223 to 2418 and encodes 731 amino acids. The transcript has 18 exons. Gene Ontology annotation, molecular function: ubiquitin protein ligase activity; protein binding. The record is from RefSeq and is a predicted model, not a curated record. Lineage: Eukaryota; Metazoa; Chordata; Actinopteri; Carangiformes; Carangidae. Gene Ontology annotation, biological process: negative regulation of BMP signaling pathway; ubiquitin-dependent protein catabolic process.
ACGUCAGUACGUGCUUGAGCCUGCCCGAAAAUGUUCUCCCGUGUUGUUGGGUUUCGAAGGAGCGCAGGACUUUGCCAUGAAAUAAUACAUUAUUACCCGUGAGGAAAACAAAAACAAACCGCAUGAUUUUAAACUGAAGUUAUUCGCGUUCCCGUUAAGUGGCGAAACUGUGUUUUUGGGAGACUCCAACGGGAAGUUUGUGUGAUCGUUUUUCCCGGAGUGAUGUCGAAUCCUGGGACUCGGAGGAACGGGUCCAGCAUCAAAAUCCGACUGACAGUAUUAUGUGCCAAGAACCUCGCAAAGAAAGACUUCUUUCGCCUGCCAGAUCCAUUUGCCAAAGUUGUGGUGGAUGGAUCGGGUCAAUGCCACUCGACAGACACAGUCAAGAGCACACUGGACCCCAAAUGGAAUCAGCACUACGACCUCUACAUUGGAAAGACAGACUCCAUCACCAUCAGUAUAUGGAACCACAAAAAGAUCCAUAAACGACAGGGGGCCGGAUUCCUGGGCUGCAUACGACUUCUUUCCAAUGCUAUCAGCAGGCUAAAAGACACAGGAUACCAGCGUCUAGAUCUCUGUAAGCUCAACCCGUCGGACAGCGACGCAGUGCGGGGGCAGAUUGUAGUGAGCUUGCAGACACGAGACCGCAUUGGCAGCGGAGGGCCUGUGGUGGACUGCAGAGGACUGUUGGAAAACGAUGGGCCCGUGUUCGAGGGAUGUUUCAGUGAAGAGCCGCUGCCGUACUCCGACUCCACUGGUGCGGCAGGGGGCGGGAACUGCCGGCUUGACUCGCCCAGUCAGGAGAGCCGUCUUCAAACCCAGCGAAUCAGAGGGCAGGACUCCAGAGGCCAUGGCCACACCCCUCAGAACAGACCUCACGGGCACCAACCGCCUGACCUACCAGAGGGAUACGAGCAGCGAACAACAGUGCAGGGCCAGGUGUACUUCCUCCACACACAGACAGGCGUCAGCACCUGGCACGACCCCCGGAUACCGCGGGACCUGGCCAGCGUGAGCUGCGAGGAGCUUGGGCCGUUGCCGGUGGGCUGGGAGGUCCGGAGCACCGUGUCCGGCCGGAUCUACUUUGUGGACCACAAUAACCGAACCACACAGUUCACAGACCCACGCUUACACACGAUUAUCAGCCAGCAAUCCCAAGCAAAGGAAUCCUCCCAAGCCCCCCAGAUGGAUGUGGGGGGUGAGGAGGGGGGAGGCGGAGGGGUGGGCGGAGGCGGAGGAGGAGACGGGGAUGUGGCAGCGCGCUACGAGCGAGACCUGGUCCAUAAGUUGAAGCUGCUCCGGCACGAGCUGUCGCUGCAGCAGCCGCAGGCGGGACACUGUCGCAUCGAGGUCUCCCGGGAGGAGAUCUUCGAGGAGUCGUAUCGGCAGAUCAUGAAGAUGAGGCCCAAAGACCUGAAGAAGCGUCUGAUGGUGAAGUUCAGGGGAGAGGAGGGUCUGGACUACGGCGGGGUGGCCAGGGAGUGGCUGUACCUGCUGUGUCAUGAAAUGUUGAACCCCUAUUACGGCCUGUUCCAGUACUCCACAGACAACAUCUACACACUACAGAUCAACCCCGACUCCUCCAUCAACCCCGACCACCUGUCGUAUUUCCACUUUGUGGGUCGUGUGAUGGGCCUCGCGGUUUUCCACGGUCACUACAUCAACGGGAGCUUCACGCUGCCCUUCUACAAACAGCUGUUAGGCAAACCCAUCCAGCUCAACGACCUGGAGACCACCGACCCGGAGCUGCACAAGAGCCUCGUCUGGAUACUAGAGAACGACAUCACUUCAGUCCUCGACCACACGUUCUGCGUGGAGCACAACGCCUUUGGAAAGUUUUUACAACAUGAACUCAAACCUAACGGCCGUAAUAUCCCCGUCACUGAGGAGAACAAGAAAGAAUACGUGAGACUUUAUGUGAACUGGAGGUUUAUGAGAGGAAUUGAAGCCCAGUUUCUGGCUCUGCAGAAGGGAUUCAGUGAGCUCAUCCCCCAGCACCUCCUCAAACCUUUUGACCAUAAAGAACUUGAGUUGAUCAUCGGCGGACUGGGGAAGAUCGACCUUGCAGACUGGAAGACAAACACCCGCCUGAAGCAUUGCACAAGUGAAAGCAACGUGGUGCGGUGGUUCUGGCAGGCGGUGGAGGCCUUCAGCGAGGAAAGGAGAGGACGCCUGCUGCAGUUUGUCACAGGCUCCACCAGGGUCCCACUACAGGGUUUCAAGGCGCUGCAGGGCUCUACAGGUUCUGCAGGACCAAGGCUCUUUACCAUCCAUUUGAUAGACGCCAACACAGACAACCUGCCCAAGGCUCACACAUGUUUCAACAGGAUAGACAUCCCUCCCUACGAGUCUUACGAGAAACUUUAUGAGAAACUGCUGACGGCUGUGGAGGAGACCUGCGGCUUCGCUGUGGAGUGAUGAAUCCGCAACCAAAAAAAACCAACAUACACACAGUCACACUUGUGCUUGCACACCAACUAUUUGACAUUUUACACAUACACACGCCUCGACAGAAUAUCAAGUAUACACAGAGUAUACAGAGCAGCCAAGCAUCACGAGAACACACACACAC